Molecule: messenger RNA, 174 nt
Organism: Aureobasidium namibiae CBS 147.97
Lineage: Eukaryota; Fungi; Ascomycota; Dothideomycetes; Dothideales; Saccotheciaceae
Exons: 1
Source: RefSeq, a predicted model, not a curated record
GUUAUGCUGGACGCAAGGCACGAUGUUGUCGAUAAAAGCUGUAUAUCGUGCGCAAUGGCAAUACUGAUCUCCCGAUGCGCAAUUCGAUGCUUUGAUUGCUUGUGUAUCCCAGGCUCGUAUGCAAUUCGGUAUCGACGCGUUUUGAGGUCCAGUCUGCGCAAGGGCCAGUCCUGA